AUGGAUAAAUCCCAGCAACCCAGCUCCUUUCAGCAGCUGGAAAAGCUCGGUGAAGGCACCUAUGCCACAGUUUUCAAAGGGCGCAAUCGCCAGACUGGCGAGAUGGUUGCGCUGAAAGAAAUUCACCUUGACUCUGAAGAGGGCACACCGUCCACCGCCAUUCGUGAAAUCUCGCUGAUGAAGGAGCUGAAACAUGAGAGCAUCGUAUCGCUCUACGAUGUCAUCCACACGGAAAACAAACUCAUGCUGGUUUUCGAGUUCAUGGACAGGGAUCUUAAAAGAUAUAUGGACACCCGGGGCGACCGGGGACAGCUGGACCCUGCCACGAUCAAGUCGUUCAUGCAUCAGCUAUUAAAGGGCAUCGAUUUCUGUCAUGAGAACCGCGUCCUCCACCGAGACUUGAAACCACAGAAUCUAUUGAUUAAUAAGAAGGGUCAGUUGAAGCUGGGUGAUUUUGGAUUGGCGCGGGCAUUCGGCAUCCCGGUCAAUACCUUCUCAAAUGAAGUCGUCACUUUGUGGUAUCGGGCCCCAGAUGUCCUCCUCGGCAGUCGCACCUAUAACACUAGUAUCGAUAUCUGGUCAGCUGGUUGCAUCAUGGCGGAGAUGUAUACAGGCCGCCCACUCUUCCCAGGCACGACCAAUGAGGAUCAGUUGAUGAAGAUUUUCCGAUUGAUGGGAACUCCAUCUGAACGGUCAUGGCCCGGAAUCUCUCAGCUGCCAGAGUAUAAACCUACCUUCCACAAUUACGCCACCCAAAACCUGGGCCAGAUUCUCCCCCAGAUUGAUCAACUCGGACUGGACCUCCUGGAUCGCAUGCUUCAAUUACGCCCAGAGAUGCGCAUUAGUGCCAGUGAUGCCCUGGCGCACCCAUGGUUCCACGAUCUCCCCCAAGUUCAAGCCCAGCUGCAAAUGCAACAACAGCAGCAACAACAACAGAUGGCUGGAUAUGGGGGCAUGGUCCCGCCUCAACCUGCCUAUUAG
Messenger RNA from Penicillium angulare, 981 nucleotides. RefSeq names its product cyclin-dependent serine/threonine-protein kinase phoA. Gene Ontology annotation, molecular function: ATP binding; cyclin-dependent protein serine/threonine kinase activity. Bases 1 to 981 code for a protein of 326 amino acids. Gene Ontology annotation, cellular component: cytoplasm; nucleus. The transcript is spliced from 3 exons. NCBI's taxonomy places the organism in Eukaryota, Fungi, Ascomycota, Eurotiomycetes, Eurotiales, Aspergillaceae. The record is from RefSeq and is a predicted model, not a curated record. Gene Ontology annotation, biological process: protein phosphorylation.